AUGUCUAGGAAUCAUAGGAUUUCUGAGGGAUAUGCCUAUGCCAUAUCUACAAAUUGGUAUAGACAAUUUGAGAGAUUCUUAUAAAAUCCAUCAGGUGUUGAUGUUUCAAGAUUUAACAAAAUUCAAAAUGCUAAUAUAGUAUAGAGAUCCAUGAAUAAGUCAGUCUCCUUAAAAUAAUAUUCUCUCCCUACUUAUUAGCAAAUAAACUAUUCGCAUGUUUAUGGGUUGAAACCAGAUGCUUAACAUCUUGUGGAUUUCCGCGUUGUCUCUAUCGAUGUGUGGCACUUUUUUAAACAGUAUUACGGUGCAGACUACGACGUGAUUGUUUUUGUCACUAAACUGCAUCCUCAAAUCAACAACUAUAUCCAAUGCGACAAUUUAGAUGAAGGGUUGUGUGUUUGCAAAGAAAUCAUCAAUAUCAUCUUUGUCAUUAUAUUUCCAAGAAACAUCUCAGUAAUGCAAGCCAUCUUAACGCCCAUAAGUCCUUGGAUGGAUUUAAUGAAACUUCGCACUUUUCUCUUUGCCAUGUACAAUUUGGGAACUGAUACAAUCUAGUUCACCAAUGAAGCUUACAUUUAUUUCAACAAUAAAAAGGUACCCUUUAAAGGCAAUCGAAUACUACACGACAUUGGCAUCAACCACGAUCUUUAGAUUGUUAUGGCGUGCCAAAACUUGUUGAUGCAAGACAUAGAGGAAGAGUUAGAGACAGAUGGAGAAGAACAGUAACUGGAAUAAAAUUUACAUGACAAACAAGAAUUCUUAGAUAUUUUAGAAAAAGCACUUGAUCAAUAGUCUACUUUGCAGCUGAGUAUAAAAUCGAUUGAAAACAUUCAAUAAACUAUAGAGCAAAAUGACUUCUUUUAAAUUUGA
Messenger RNA from Paramecium tetraurelia, 870 nucleotides. RefSeq lists its product as uncharacterized. The record is from RefSeq and is a predicted model, not a curated record. Gene Ontology annotation, molecular function: cysteine-type deubiquitinase activity. Lineage: Eukaryota; Ciliophora; Oligohymenophorea; Peniculida; Parameciidae. The transcript has 4 exons.